Ixodes scapularis (black-legged tick) is the source of this 864-nucleotide messenger RNA. RefSeq names its product gamma-interferon-inducible lysosomal thiol reductase-like. The transcript has 7 exons. Gene Ontology annotation, molecular function: oxidoreductase activity, acting on a sulfur group of donors, disulfide as acceptor. The record is from RefSeq and is a predicted model, not a curated record. Bases 1 to 864 code for a protein of 287 amino acids. Lineage: Eukaryota; Metazoa; Arthropoda; Arachnida; Ixodida; Ixodidae.
AUGCAUCAACACCCCUACCAUCGUUUAGUGUGGGCGCCAGGCCUUGCUUCAAUGGAGGGCAAUGCAAAAGCCAAUGCGGUGACCGAGUUCCAGUUCUCGGACCCUCCAAUAGCUGGUCUAGUUCAUACUCUUCCAAACCACACAGAGCCCUCGAUAAACACGACCACCGCACACUGCUGCAAGAAUACAGUCGGCUACAGAAGCCGGAAAUUCGGAGUCUUCACCAGUGGUCAUCAGAGCUCUACAAUGUAUCUUGUCGUCCUCAUGGCUAUCACUGCUCUACUACGCGUUCAGGCACGUAAAAAUAUGUGUUCCAGAGUGAAUGUCGAGGUGUUCUACGAGUCGUACUGUCCCGACAGCAAGCGGUUUGUGUUGGAACAGCUCUACCCUUCUUACAAUGAACUAUCGAUCAUAAUGAAUCUGCAGCUCAUCCCUUACGGAAGAGCAUCGAGGAGAUGGGACCCAUCUAAAAAACGAUACAACUUCUCUUGUGAACACGGAUUGAAGGAAUGCCUAGGAAACCUCUUUCAGGGAUGCGCUUUCCACCACUAUCCAAACCCAAAAGUUCAUCUUCCGUUCUUGGCCUGCAUGUUCAAUUCAACGUCUCCAAACAAGGCUUACUUGAAGUGUGUCCAAAAGUCUGGUUUCAAUCUCGGAGUCCUGGCCAAGUGCAACAAUGGCCCCGAGGGUAAUAAGCUUCAGGCACGGUACGCAGAGUGGUCUGAGAGUGUGAAUCCACAGAAACGUUUGUCUUUUGUUCCAUGGAUUCGAAUGGAUAGGAAAGACAAAAUGUACGAAGCUUACCGUGGCUUCAAAGAAACUCUCUACGAAGUAUGUGCUAACAAGAUCAAGGCACAUGUUUAG